GUUUCUUCAAGCCCGGAUCAGAACACGGAGGGCCCACUUGUCAGCUCAAGCUAGACUCCUCUGCCGAGAUCAGAGAAGGGGAACCGACGCAGCCUGCGAUCUCUCCGCCACAUCGGAUCUCGAUCUCCGUCGCCGGCCGCCGCCUUCUCCGUCGCCGGUCGGCCAUCCCGCCAUGAAUUAUAUCAUUGGAGCAUUCAAGCCGCCCUGCGACAUCUCGAUCAUAUUUGGCGAAGCAAGAAACAGGAAGCAGGUUUCAGUUAAGAAGGACAAUGGGAAGACAAUGAUGGUUCCUGUUUUCCAGAGCAUGGAAACGAUAUCUGGAGAGGUGUCAAUAGCACCUGUCCCAGGUAAAAGGAUUGAACACAUGGGUGUCAAGAUCGAAUUGCUGGGUCAAAUUGAGCUCUAUUUUGACCGAGGAAACUUCUAUGACUUCACUUCAUUAGUGCGUGAGUUGGAAAUUCCUGGUGAAAUCUAUGAAAAGAAGACAUAUCCAUUUGAGUUUUCUUCUGUUGAAAUGCCAUACGAGUCUUACAACGGAACAAACGUCAGACUAAGGUACAUUUUGAAGGUGACAAUUGGUCGAAACUAUGUUGGCAAUAUUGUGGAAUACCGGGAUUUCUGUGUAAGGAACUACACUCCUGCCCCUACAAUCAAUAACAGCAUUAAGAUGGAAGUAGGAAUUGAGGAUUGCUUACAUAUCGAGUUUGAAUACAGCAAAAGCAAGUACCAUCUGACUGAUGUCAUCAUAGGGAAGAUAUAUUUUCUUCUUGUCAGAAUAAAGAUAAAAAACAUGGAACUGGAGAUCCGUCGUAGGGAAUCAACUGGAUCAGGCUCUAAUACAUAUGUUGAAACUGAGACCCUUGCAAAAUUUGAAUUGAUGGAUGGUGCUCCAGUCAGAGGAGAGUCAAUUCCAGUUAGGCUCUUCUUGACACCAUACGAGCUGACCCCAACUUACCGCAAUAUAAACAACAAAUUCAGCGUCAAAUACUACCUAAAUCUAGUCCUUGUGGACGAGGAAGAUAGGAGGUACUUCAAGCAGCAGGAGAUCACAAUCUAUCGUCUUCUAGACAGCCCCCAAGCUUCCUAGGUUCCGUCUUGAGCAGUAAGAUGUUGAGCAGUUGAGCUUCCCGGUUGUACAAGUGAGCGCUGAGGUUAGAUUGAUCCUUGCAUGUAUAUAACUCCAGAAGAGUGCCGCAGCUUAUUAGUGCCAUUUAGGCUGCACUUCGAACUGCACAACUGUUUUUUUCCUACCCCUUCCUGUUGUCCUUUGUUAUGGUACAACCUUGAUUAGGAAGGGUAGGAUACUUGUGAACUAUCCGUAGGUUUGUUCUCUUUCUGACAAGACAUCUAGCAAAGAGCAUGUUUGUUGACAUGCUUCAGAGUCUUGAGCUCCUAGUUAAUUUAUGUUCAAUAUAUUUUUUACUUCCUCUAUGUCAACAUUUAGGUCGUUUUAGAAUCCUUUCCUUAGUUUCUCUGAGUAAAUUUCUGUAUGUCUCUAUCCAUCUCUGAGUAUAGAAUUGUCAUUGUAUUAAUUUUGAUAUAUGUCUCAGAGGAAGAUCUUACUUU
Molecule: messenger RNA, 1566 nt
Organism: Brachypodium distachyon (stiff brome)
Lineage: Eukaryota; Viridiplantae; Streptophyta; Magnoliopsida; Poales; Poaceae
Product: vacuolar protein sorting-associated protein 26A
Exons: 11
Coding region: 173-1087 (304 amino acids)
Biological process (GO): retrograde transport, endosome to Golgi; intracellular protein transport
Cellular component (GO): retromer complex; endosome
Source: RefSeq, a predicted model, not a curated record